Molecule: messenger RNA, 3954 nt
Organism: Rotaria socialis
Lineage: Eukaryota; Metazoa; Rotifera; Eurotatoria; Philodinida; Philodinidae
Source: the annotation of a GenBank genome assembly
AUGGUUAGCACACGCAGCAGUCACCCAAAUGGUGAUCAAAAUACAAAUGAAUCUUAUAAAGAUCGACAUAUAAAAAAAGUUGUUAAUUAUGAACAAGACUCAUCAAACGAUUCUUUUGGAAAUUCCAAAGCACCAUCACGUACUCGUCGUAUUUUAAGAAAACGAACAGUUCCAAACUAUCGAAAUGCAUUUGAUUAUAUGGACGAAGAUGAUGAUCAUGACGAACCUAUUGGACGUCGUCGACGUCGAGAUACGCGUCGCAAUGCUCGGACAUUAAUUGAUAGAUCCAAUAGUGGUUCGCCAACUACCGGUCGAUUUCCGAAGAAAGCUCGAUCAUCUAAUUUAAGUAUGUAUGAUCGUGUGAAAAAUCGUCGAAAAUCCAUGGAUCCUGACGUAUAUUCUGAAGAACGUGAAGAAAAUGAUAAUAAUGAACAACAACAAGAAGAACAUGAUCAAAAUAAUGAAAAUGAUAAUGAAAGAAAAACAAACAAUAAUAAUAAGAAUAAUGAGCAAACUCAUCAAAAUGGCGAUGGUGAUACAACGGAAGACAAUACUAUGGAUGUUUUACAUCACGACGAAGAAGACGAGGACGAAGGCGAAGAAGAGGAAGAAGAAGAAGAAGAAGAAAAUAAUCAACAAAAAGCAAAAUAUUCUUUGAGAGAACGAAAACCACCGAUUCAAAAAUUUCCUUUAUAUGAACAACCAAGACCAAGACGAAAAACGAUAUACUAUGAUGAUGAUGAUGAACGACCCACGGGAUCUCGUCGAUCAAGACGACAAAGACGGCGUGUUUCUGCUCAUGCUUCAAGUUCGUCUACAUCAGAUUCAUCAUCAGAUAGUGAAGGAAAUGGACCUUUAACUAACGGCGAUCUUGAUUCUCGGCCUGAACGCACUGCGCGUUUAGCUAAAAGCACUGCAUUAAAACGAAUGAGAUGUCUACCAACAAAUCUAGAUAUACUUGGUGUUUAUACUAAUUCUAAAAAACCAAGUACUAGAACAUCGAAUGGUGGUGCCGGCAGUGGUAUUGGUGCAUUGAAUAUCGAUUUAAAUAGUAAAGGUCGACGCACAAAUAAUAAUGCUGUGUCAUUAGCUGAUGCUGAAUCAAUUGAAAUCGAUCGAACGAUUACUUUUGAUGAUAUUGGUGGCCUUGAUUCAAUAAUUUGUUCGUUAAAAGAAAUGAUUGUUCUUCCACUAGUCUAUCCAGAAGUAUUUCAACAUUAUAAAAUAAAACCACCACGCGGUGUUCUUUUCUAUGGUCCACCGGGUACUGGCAAAACACUAGUCGCAAGAGCACUUGUCAAUGAAUGUUCAUCACCUGAUCGUCGUAUAUCAUUUUUUAUGCGUAAAGGUGCUGAUUGUUUGUGUAAAUAUGUCGGUGAAAGUGAAAGACAAUUACGUGUUCUAUUUGAACAAGCUUAUCAACAACGGCCAUCAAUCAUAUUUUUCGAUGAAAUCGAUGGUCUAGCACCAGUACGUUCAGCUCGACAAGAUCAAAUUCAUGCAUCGAUCGUUUCAACAUUACUUGCACUGAUGGAUGGUCUUGAUAAUCGUGGUGAAGUUGUUGUUAUUGGAGCAACAAAUCGUUUGGAUGCUAUUGAUCCAGCAUUGAGACGACCAGGACGAUUCGAUAGGGAAUUUCGUUUUUCUUUACCAACGCUUGACGCAAGAAAGCAAAUUUUAAAAAUUCAUAUGAAAGAAUGGGAAUCAAAACCACAUGAGGGCUUUAUCGAUGAAUUGGCUAUUAGAACUGCAAGUUUUUGUGGUGCUGAUUUAAAAAGUCUAUGUCAAGAAGCAUUUCUAUCAGCAUUACGUCGACGUUUUCCACAGAUUUAUAAUUCACGACAAAAAUAUAAAAUUGAUCCGCGUUCAUUACAUUUAUCACGUGGAGAUUUUUAUUCAGCAUUGCAUCGUAUUGUACCUGCAUCUCAUCGUGGUUGUCAACAUCCUGUUGGUCGUCCAUUGGAUAUACAUUUAAUGCCAUUAUUAAGCGAACAACUUGAUAAAUGUUUAAAUCAAUUAAAUGAAUUAUUUUUCAAACGUACAAUUCUAAGUAAAAAUUCAAAUUCAAUGCCAUUUCAAAGUAUUAGCGAUGACCUAACAUCGACAUCAGCAUUAUUGAAGAAGGCUUCAUCAUUGGGUUUGACAACAUCGUUUGCAUCAAGUUCACAUCGAAGUGCAACAUUUACAAUGAAAAGUACAUCUGACAAUGGUUUAUGUCGAUUUUUCGCACCAGCUGUUGUUCAACAACUUGACUGUGCAUUUUUCAUAUUUGAACUUGGUUAUCUUCAUGCUCAAACAUCACGUACACCUGAAGAAGCUUGUGCUCAGCUGUUUACGGAAGCACGCCGAAGCGCUCCAGCUAUUAUCUAUGUACCAGAUAUUGAUAAUCUUUGGCCUAAAUUAUCUGAAUCUGUACAAUAUAUGUUUGUCUCUAAUGUACGGACAUUACCACCAAACUUACCCAUAUUAAUUUUAAUUGCACUUGAAACAGAUUCAUUUGAUGAUAUUCAUCCAGAUAUAAGUCAGAUUAUUUCUCCAAAAUCAACAUUCACAUUAUCAGUACCAAAUUCUCAAGAUCGCUAUGCUUUCUUUGCUCCACUAUUCCACGAAGAAAUGUUUUCAUCUUUAACUACAACAGAAACUGCCAAAGAGCCAAUUCAAGAAGUCUUGGAACUCGCUGAGCCAGCACCAGUCUCUCUUGCACGUACUCAACAAGAAUUAGAACGUUUACAGUUACGUGAGGAAGCAACAAUGACUGAACUUCGUGUUUUUCUUCGCGAUAUGUUAAAAGUCCUAUUGCGUGAUAAACGUUUUACAUACUUUUCACGACCAAUCGAUGUUGAAGAUGUGCCAGAUUAUUAUGAUGUUAUCGAAAGUCCAAUGACAUUUUCAAUGAUGCUCGAGAAAGUUGAUAAGCAUGGUUAUUCAUCUGUGAAACAGUUUACACAAGAUAUUGAUUUGAUUGUUUCAAAUGCUUUACUCUACAAUCCAGAUCAUACAACACAAGGACGAUUAAUUCGCCAUCGAGCUUGUGAAUUACGUGAUGUUUGUCAAUUUCAUAUUAAUGCUGAACUUGAUAUGGACUUUGAAUUACUAUGUCAACAAGUUACGGAAGCACGAAAACAACGAGGUGAUGAUCCGAGAGCAUCUCUUCCUGAUUAUGUAUUUACUGACCAAGCAGUUUCAGCAGCAGCAGCAGCAGCAAGUGAUAUUAAUAAUCAAGAUAAUGAAAAUGCUUCACAAAAUGAUACGGAACAUCAAAUGGAUUUAACAAAUAAAACUUUAAAUAAUACAACUGAUCAAUCUGAUGCGCCAUUAGAUACUUCAACGAUAUCAACAAGAAACUCAUCGAGAAGAAGCAAAAGUAAUGUUAGUCAACGUUCAACAUUAACAAGAAAACAAGCCAAAGAAAAAGAAUUAGUUAAUGGACACAAUGAAGAAACUGUUCUCUCGGCUGAAGAUGCAGGAUCAGCACCAGCUACAACUGAAGCAUCAACAAAACCACCAACGCCAACACACAAUACGACUGAGUCCAUCGCGACAGCAACAAAUCAAUCGUCAAGUUCAUCAUCACCUUCACUAGAACACUCUAAUAAAAAACGUGUUAAACGAACAGUAUCUUCUACUUCCUUAUCACCAUCGAAAUUGACAUCCGUAGAUGAUACGUCAACAGAUACAAAAGCUAAACGACAACGAACUGAAGAACCAUCUGUUAAAACUAUUGAAUCAGCACCAGUCAAUAUUGAACAAAAUGAAAUUUCAAGGAAACAAGUUGAUAUUGAACGUCUUGAAUCAAAUUUAAAUUAUCUUGUUGAACAUACAAAUAAUUAUGCUGUCGAAAAAUUAAGUCAAGUUUGGUUUGAAUUAUUCGAUAUAAUCGAAUCAUGUCGAUCGCUGCCAUCAGAUGAAUUAAUCUUUGAAAAGCUCGAAAGAAAUCUUCGUUCAAUUCUGUAA